This is a messenger RNA of Drosophila innubila, 2928 nucleotides long. RefSeq names its product polyphosphoinositide phosphatase (gene FIG4). Gene Ontology annotation, molecular function: phosphatidylinositol-3,5-bisphosphate 5-phosphatase activity. NCBI's taxonomy places the organism in Eukaryota, Metazoa, Arthropoda, Insecta, Diptera, Drosophilidae. The record is from RefSeq and is a predicted model, not a curated record. Gene Ontology annotation, biological process: phosphatidylinositol dephosphorylation. The transcript is spliced from 4 exons. Gene Ontology annotation, cellular component: intracellular membrane-bounded organelle. Bases 30 to 2609 code for a protein of 859 amino acids.
UGUGGGUGUCGUCAACAACUUGCACUAAAAUGAACAAUGAUAAUCCAAAUAUAAUAUUUAAUCCGCUUAUAAGCUCAAUACAGAAGGUGGUGCUGUAUGAAACACGUGCGAGAUUGUAUUUGGUGGGCAGCAACAAUCGCGAGACUCGCUUUCGAUUGCUCACCAUCGAUCGGUUGGCGCUCAAUCGAUUGAGCAUCGAGGAGAAUGCAAAUGAAUUCAACAGUUUGGAGAUACGCCGAUUUGUGUCCACCUUGACGGGAUCACCGAAAGUGACCAGUGCCUAUGGCGUGCUGGGAUUUGUGCGCUUCCUGGAGGGCUAUUACCUCAUCCUGGUGACGAAGCGCAAAUGCUGUGCACACAUUGGCAUGCACCUGGUUUACACCAUCAAGGACACGGUGAUGGUGCGGGUCAACGAGGUGACCUCCCAGCGACCUCCACAUCCGCACGAGGAGCGCUACAAGCGCAUGUUCCAGAACAUUGAUCUCCGGAGCAACUUUUACUUCUCCUACUCCUACGAUCUGACGCGCACGCUGCAGUAUAAUGAAUCCGCACCGCGUUUUGUGGGCGCCCAGGUGAAUCUGGAGCGGGAUGAACCGCUGCCGGACUGGAACACACUCACCAACAAUGUGAAGCAGCCACACGAGCGUGUGGAUUACGCAUUUCGCAGUGAUUCCCGCAAGCGUUUCGUUUGGAAUGCAUAUCUGCUGCAGGCCAUGGACGGCAUUAUGCUCAAGGAUUGGCUGCUGGAGGUCACGCACGGCUAUGUCAGCCAAUCAUGCAUCAGCAUCUUUGGACGCCAUGUCAGUGUCUGUCUCAUAGCGCGUCGCAGCACGCGCUUUGCCGGCACACGAUUCCUGAAGCGAGGCGCCAACUUCAAGGGCGACGUGGCCAACGAGGUGGAAACGGAGCAGAUUGUUAGUGAUGGCCAGCGUUUAUGUGCCUUCACCCAGAUGCGAGGAUCAAUACCCUCCCACUGGUCCCAGGACAUUAGCAAGAUGGUGCCCAAACCGCCUAUACAACUGGACAUUUCUGAUCCUUAUGCUCAGACGCCAUCGCGUCAUUUCGAGCGUCUGCUCUUUCACUAUGGUGCGCCGCUGAUUAUGCUAAAUCUGGUGAAGAAACGGGAGCGUCGCAAGCAUGAGUCCAUCAUAUCCAAGGAGCUGGAGCAUAGCAUUCGAUAUCUGAACCAGUUCCUGCCGCCGCAGCAUCGCAUGAAGCACAUCCACUUUGAUAUGGCGCGUCAGAGUCGCCUCAGCGGUGGCAAUGUCAUGGAACAGCUGGCCGUGCACGCAGAGAGCAUUAUCCAGAUGACGGGCAUGUUUCACAAGGCACAUCGGGGCAGUGAGAUCAGUUUCCAGUCCGGCAUUGUGCGCACCAAUUGCGUGGAUUGCCUGGAUCGCACCAACUCGGCACAGUUCGCCAUUGGCAAGUGUGCGCUGGGACACCAGCUGAAGCGGAUGGGUUUCCUCAAGACUGCCAAACUGGAAUUUGACUCGGAUUGUGUCACAAUGUUGGAGCAUCUGUACGAGGAGCAUGGCGACACAUUGGCACUGCAAUACGGUGGCUCCCAGUUGGUACAUCGCAUCAAGACGUAUCGCAAGACGGCGGUUUGGGCAUCCCAGGGAAACGAUCUGAUGCAGACCUUGAGUCGCUACUACAGCAACACCUUCAGCGACACGGAGAAACAGCAGAGCAUCAACCUCUUCCUGGGUCUCUACAAACCCAGCUUUACCAAGUUGAAUCAACCCAUUUGGGAGCUGCAAACGGACUACGAUAUGCACAAUGCCUUUGUGCCGAGCACAUCGAGAGCACCGAUUACGGAUUGGGUGCGUCGAAAGGUGCGGGAGAGUUUGCCGUAUCCGUGCGCAGAUGCCAACAAGCUGGUGAAGGAGCUGAUUCGAGUGCACAGCAAUGGACUAGAGAUGAUUGAUGCCUACUCGAAUUAUCAUCAGUCAUUCAAGUGGACAGACUUGAGUGAACACAUUGAGUUCGAGAUCAGUCAACUGGCUACGAAAUAUAUGCCCACAUUCCGCACAAACUACAGUCCGUUUCAGCGUCAGAUACAGCCGUCUCGCAAGGCACGACAGAAUCCCUCGAUGACUGGCCAAAGCUCCACGGGAUCCACUAACAGCAACUCCUCCAGCUCCAGUGAGGGCGACGACAGCUCCAGCGAUGAGGAACUGAGUGCCAGUUUUGCCGAGAAGGAGUCCAAGCAAACGGAAACUGAUGAACCAGCUGCUUUCACCCUGGCCUCCAUGCUGCCUUCCAUGGCAGAGGUUUAUGGCUGCACAAUUAGUUCACCUUCCAAGCCGAGCAUGGCCAUUUAUAAGAAAUACGUUCAAAUUGGCAAGUUGUCUAGCGGUGGCAUCCAAUCCUCGCAGACAGCGGUGGCUCAGCGGGAACAAGAGCUGGCUAAGAUGAUGCGGGGAAUCACACUGCGACCGCUUAGUGACUACGGCACUGACUCAUAUCUCAGUGUUCAGCCGCCCACUGUGCCGCCAGAGAGUCAACUCAUUUAUGCGCAAUACUGCAAUAUACCGCGCAACUUUAAUGCGGUGCCCAAAUUCGAGGAGUUUGAUUUGUUGUAUCGCUAUGUUCAGACGCUUUAAAAGCGACCAAAGAUAAAAAUUAAAUUUGAUAUAAUCUUAGUUCAAAGCUUGCUUAAAGAUUCAAUUGCUUUCUUUUGUGAGUUGUGGAUUUAAUAUACGAAAUAAAGUUGAGCUUUAAACCAGUUCAAUUCAAGCUUUAAAGUGCUUUCCAAGUGCAGAUUAUUUUGACUUAAUAAUAGUAUGAUAAAUGAGACUAAAUAAGGAGAAUACAGAAUAAAUAACUAUUUAAAAAAUAUGUAAGCUUGUCAUCAAUUGAAAGGUUUAUAAGCUUAAAUUAAAUAAUAUUACAUGCUCAUUAAAGACCGAUUUCAAAUAUAAA